CUCAAAACUUAAAAAAAAAAAGAAAAAAAAAAAGGCAAACUGUCGAAAGGUGGGAGGAGGGGUUUGUGCCACCCUUGUCCCGAAAUUUUCUCUCUCCCUCUCUCACGCUACUCCCUCUCCCCUUUGUUUCCCCUCACCUGCUCACUGCCCUCCCCACCAAAUUCACAUGCACGCUACUUGUAAACGAGUGUCUUAUAGGUGAGCAACAGCACCACUUGAAUUUCCGAUGGCUCUGAACAUUUUUUAAAAAAAAAAAGAGCUGAAAGAUCAAGGGGAAAAAAGUGGUGCGCACCCUUCCCCCACUUUCCUCACUCUCUACUCCUCCUCUCCCACUUUUCCCCUUCCCCCCUUCAUUUCCCUCACCCUUUCGGUGCCCUCCCCACUAAGCUUACCCACCGGAGGAUGAACACAUGAUCGUAGCUAGGAGUAGGUCUAUCGUGAAAGAACAAAAUCUCAUUCUCAGUUGUCUGACAACUGCUAGAGGGUGAUAGUCAAUUGUCGACUGUUGCCCUCUAGUAGCUGCCGAACGUGGCGAUAGCUGACCAUUGAGGCUGAUUUAUCCCUAAAGAUAGGAGUUUGUCACCCGAUUGGUAUCUGCCAAACAAGCUCAUCCCAAAUUUUCCCUCAAUGCAGGUACACCAAACACAUCCAGUAGACCUUGAGCGACCAAAUUUGAAGCUCGAGACGUUUUGGGUAUUUUGUGGACGCGCGACAGGCCUACAAAAACAAAGGCGCCGAGAAGAAAGCAAUGUUGAGAGGUCUCCUCUUCGCUUUCCCUCUCUGCAUUUUGGCCUCAAUAGUUUUCUUGCUAGAAAACAAUAACGACAGCCAACCAUAGAAUCAGGCAUCCAUGGCUGCAAGGACGAAGGACGUGGAGACAGGGAGAAAAGGAGGUGCACCAUCUUCUUCUUCUGAUGCCUUCAGUAGACCUGCACAAAAGUCCAAGAGCAAUCCCAGGCCAUCGCUCUCAAGUGUUGCAGGAAGCUCCCCAGAUAGAGGAGCAACAACUGGGAAACAUCUUCCUCACUACCUAAGACCCACCAUUAGUUCAUGCCAUGGCAGAGGCGCCACCGACACGCAGGUUCCUGCCAAAGCAACAAGGAAUCCUGCACACCCGAAAUCGCCAUCUCCAUCUCCAUCUCCUUCUUCAUCCAAGUCGACUUCCAUGCGCAGAAAGUCCUAUUCCACGAGUACCAGCCCCAAGGAAGGAUCUAGCAAGGCCUCAAACGUUCCUUUCUCUAAAACCGCUGUUUUCAGUCGGUCUGCAUCCACCAAGAUUUUGAAACCACAUGAAAGGUCUUCCCCCACCACUACCGCCGCUGCCACCAAGUCGGCGGCCACAAAGAAAAUUAAAGGCGGUGUCACUUCUGAUCCCCGCAAGGCAGUAGGCAAGGGGAACAGAGAUGCUGCUCCAACGAGCGGUGGAGAGGACAAAGUAGAAGAGAAAACCAUGAUAAUCCAGGAACCCCGAGGCACACAUGUUGGUAAGAAUUUGAAGAAUUCUGUGGCUUCAGAUUCGCUCCACGUUUCUUCUGAUCAACUGACGCAGACAGCUGCAGCUGCCACCGUCAACAUCGCCAGCGAUGACUCAAAUGAUCCCACGGACUUGAAGAUGGCAGCAUUCUCGAAGGAGCAACAGGCAGGGACAGAAACUUUUUCCCCUAAAAGCCCGGAUUCUAACACAGAGUUUAAACUGGAAAACGGUGACAAUGAAGAAUCACAUGACAAGGGCAAGAUCUUAGAUCCUGUGGUUCAGACGAAGAAAGGUUUCGAUGCUGAUGCCUCUGCUAUCAAUGGCGAUCAUGAUUCCGGUUGUUUACAGAAAAAUGAGGAGGCAGAAGAAGACGAAGGGAAUCGGGAACAGGCAGAAGCAGACGCAGAAGGUGAUUCUUGCAAUGAUCCGACAGAUAGUUUUGAUAGAAAGCAAGAAAGGGCAAAGGAAACAGAAGAUGGUGAAAGAGUAGCUGAACCAAGCACGCUAAACAAUGGCACUCCAAAUGCAAGAGAAGGGCAAGAACUCUGCCGAGCAAGCGUCCUAUCUCCCACUACUGAAGAUGGCGCGAACAAACCAAGGAAGUUGGAAUUCAGAAGAGGAAAUAUUUUGUCUCCCAAGGUCGAGGACGACGUGAACACGCCAAGGAAGUUGGAAUUCAAAAGAGGAAAUACUGUAUCUCUCAAGGUCGAGGACGACGUGAACACGCCAAGGAAGUUGGAAUUCAGAAGAGGAAAUACUGUAUCUCCGAAGGUCGAGGACGACGUGAACACACCAAGGAAGUUGGAAUUCCGCAAAGGAACUGUCCUAUCACGCAAGGCGGAGGAAGACGUGAACACACCAAGGAAGCUGGAAUUCAGGAGGGGGAGAGCCGCCGAUAAAGACAAUGACCAAGGAGGUGGCCAAGAAAAGGAUGGUGCGGUGGCGUACAAUCAGGUGAUUGAGGAGACAGCGAGCAAGCUGGUGAAUGCUAGAAGGAGCAAGGUGAGAGCACUUGUUGGUGCAUUUGAAACUGUCAUCUCUAUACAUGAGACCGAUGCUCAAAGCAGCCAAAGCCAUACUCCUGCUCCAAUUCCUGCUGUUGCACCCUCAUCUUCGGAUUCUGGUCCUGCUUCCCCACCAGGCCAACUUCCUCCUUCAGGCUCAACGCCACCACCUGCUUCUGUUCUUGUUCCUGUUCCGGAUUUAGCUUCGAUUCCACCCCCAUCUCCUACUUCUGCUCUUAAUCUUGGCGAGGAUCCUUCUAAGGGACAAGAAGAAGAAGAAGAAGAAGAAGAAGAAGAAGCUGAUGAUAAAGAAGGAGAAGAAGAGAAAGAAGCAGAAGAAGAAGAAGAAGAAGAAGUUGAUGAUAAAGAAGGAGAAGAAGAGAAAGAAGAAGGAGGCGAAGCAGCUGAUCAUCGCAGUUGAUCUGUAACAGUAAUAACAGGAGGAGGAUUGGGGUAAGCCCAAACGCUUCCUCUCGGCACUCAUACUGUCCCCGCCAAGUUCGGAAACUAAUCAGGUCUCGGCCACGAAUUUUCCAAAAGCUAGGUGUAUACUUGUCACCCCUGUUGGUUUAGGUUAAAUAGUGACAGUUGCAGGAUACCCAUUAACUUGGGAGGUCCACGGGUUGGUAAAUUUGUGAGCUUUUCCAGUACAGAUAUGGCCCAUGAACUUCAGAACAUUAAACCCAACCAAGUAUUAGGUGCAAAAAAUUGGUUCUAAAUGAAGGCUUCUCUAAA
Nymphaea colorata (pocket water lily) is the source of this 3213-nucleotide messenger RNA. RefSeq lists its product as uncharacterized. The record is from RefSeq and is a predicted model, not a curated record. Gene Ontology annotation, molecular function: calmodulin binding. Lineage: Eukaryota; Viridiplantae; Streptophyta; Magnoliopsida; Nymphaeales; Nymphaeaceae. The transcript has 5 exons. The coding region runs from base 851 to 2899 and encodes 682 amino acids.